This is a messenger RNA of Mytilus trossulus (common blue mussel), 3163 nucleotides long. Its product is annotated as zinc finger C2HC domain-containing protein 1C-like. The record is from RefSeq and is a predicted model, not a curated record. The transcript is spliced from 4 exons. The coding region runs from base 111 to 1973 and encodes 620 amino acids. NCBI's taxonomy places the organism in Eukaryota, Metazoa, Mollusca, Bivalvia, Mytilida, Mytilidae.
UAGGACUUGUAAACAAUAUGGCGACCACCAUAUGAUCUCAUUCUUGCAGAUCGUAGUUUUCUGUGGUGUCACAUAAAAACGCAGAAACUUUAUUAAACAACAAAGCACAGAUGAGUAGAUCAGUCGUAGAACGCCCUCCUGCUUACAGAGGUCCGUCAAAAAUACCAAGAUUUGCCCAUCCUCGACAACCAUUGCCGGGCAUUGAGAUGGAAAAUGUGAAUAAUAGUGCCAAAAGGCCAUCAAAACUUAUGCAACUUAAGACGGAUUAUCACGAUAGGAUUAUGCGAGAGAAAGAAGAGAAAAUGGUCAGAUUGUACGAAGACAAUCAGAAAAGAACUUUAGACAGAGUAAAUUCGAAAGGAGUGGUUAGAGAUUUCUUCCGUGAACGCCACGAAAUUGAAAGAGGAAACGGCAUCGCAACUCAAAUUCCAACUAUUAAUCAACAUUUCAAACAAAAACGAAGUGAACAGAAAUACGGUGAAACAGAUUUCUUCGAAAAAAGAAAAGUACCUAAUGAAGUAAAACGAGGUGGAUACGGCUAUCGUAAUGCCAUGGGCCGUGAUAAAGCUAAUCCUCUAGCACCAAUCGACAGAAACAAUGCGUCACCACCGAUAACAAGGAAACCUCAAAUUCAUGGAAGACCUUGGACUAAAGAGGACAAAAAACCUAAAUCCAAUGACGAAUCUGUCCCAAAAAGUGCCCCAGCUCCCUACGGGAUUCACUCUGGGGUCGAAUUGUACGGUCCAGUUACUCAGUCACCUAGUGACGAUACACCACCGCCCAAUUUAUCACAACUGAAAAAGUUACAGAAACAGAAGAUAAAAACAAACAGAUCAAAUAUGUCACCUUCAUCACAAAGAUCUAAAAUGACUGACUUCCAGAAAUGGCAAGUAGAACAAGAUGAAUCAAGAAACGAAAGACUGAAAAAGCACAGUCGUAUGCAAAACGAUAGCGAUGAAGAAAACAUCCAUGAAGGCGAUGAUGAUGAAAUUUUGUCCAAGCAACAAGAACUGAUGGAAAAGAUUCAGAGACAGAAAGAUGAAUUAGAGAGAAUGAGAAGAGAGAGAGAGCAAGAAGAAGUUAUGGAGAAAAAAGAAAUGGAAAAACGAAAACGCAAAGAAGAGGAAAGAAGAAAGAAAGCGAAGGAAGAUGCAGAACGUAAGAGAAAGGACGACGAAGAACAAAGAAGACAAGAAGAAGAUGAAAUAACGACACAAGCGCGAAAAAGACGUGAGGAUGAAGCACAAAGAAGACUUGAAGCAGAAUCAAGAAUGAUGACGAAUAGAACAAACCGAACACAUAAAAGUGAUGUUAGUUAUCGUGAUACGUACAGGGACAAUAUGGACGACGACUUUGUUCGAUCUGAUAGUAGACACAGGGUUGCACCUACACCUCCAAAACAUCCAAAGCCAGUCAAAGUGAAACGGCCUUCAGGAAACCCCAAAAAUACUCAGCCUCACUAUGAACGAGAAUCAACUCCUCCUAAAGACUUUAAAGUUGACAUCAGUAUGUAUGCUGAUGCUGCUAAUGUUGACGGUGCAUUUGAAAGUUCUAGAGUAAAACUUGUUCCAUGCUCCAAAUGUGGAAGAAAGUUUGCCGCUGACAGAGUUCAAAGACAUAUGAACUCUUGUGACAAUUUAACAAAGAAAAGAAAGAUUCUUGAUCCAACAAAAUUACGAACAGCUGGAACAGAUAUGGAAAAAUAUGUCAAGAAUCCUAAAAUGAGGUCAAAGACACCACCUAAAAAGAAGAAAGACUGGAGGAAACAACACGAAAGUUUUAUCGAAAAUCUACGAUAUGCCAAGAAGGUUUCAGAGAUGGAGAAAACUGGACAAGAUAUGUCAAGUCUUCCCCCACCUCCUGUCACCGAGAACCCGGACUAUGUGCAAUGUCCUAGUUGUAAACGAUCUUUUAACCCAACCACUGCCGAAAGACAUAUUCCACGUUGUAACGGAGCCCCAAGAAAAAAAUAAUCCAUUCUUCAACACUUUUGAAAUAAUGACGAGAAAAAGUGCUGGUGCCAUUUGAUUCUAAUCACUGUAUCGAUUUCAUGUAUAUAUUUGCCAUUAAAUGAACGUAUGAAAUGAUUAGAGUGUAUAUCACAGAGAUUUUAAAAGAAGUAAUUAAUUGAAUACGAUUUAUAUAUGGUUAUUUUAUACAAAAAUCACUUAAGCAAUUUAAUCAAAGAGUUCAAUGAAUAAUAUCUCAUAAUAAUGUGUUCAAGAAAUUAAAGCAUUGUUAGAUCUGUAGGUAGUAUAUUAUUCUUCAUCUGGAGAAAGAAAAUAGACAAAAAUGCAAUACUUGGAAAGAUCUGUUUACUAAUAUAUUAGGAAGAUUAUUUUACUGAAUUUAUAAGUACAUGUAUAUUGUUUUUGUUUUUGAAAUACUUGGGUUAUUUUGUUAUGUUUGUCAAAUUUGUUGCAAUCGAAAUGGGUUCAGUUUCUACUAAAAGCUUAAACUAUUGUAACGUUAUAUAGUCUGUUUUGAAAGUUUGAUUUAUUUUACACAAAUCAACAAAAAACAGUUAAUUUGUUUUUAAAAUUUGAUAAACGAAGUUUGAAUUCACAUUGUUUUGGUUGCAACAGAUUUGACUAUAUUUGUUUAUUUAUUUUGUUUUAGAUUGAGAAGUUAAUCAUAUAAAGUUAAAUCAUUUGCAUCAUAUGUUUCUUAAUUUUAGAAUUACAGUUGAUAAAGUUAUUAAGUACAUUUCUAUUUUUCUAAUACUGAAAAACGUUAAAUCACCCCAAAAAAUUGCCUUUCAGGUCAUUUUAAGUUUUUUUUCUUCAACAUUUCGAAACAGUUAUUUAUACAGAAUGUGCAUACAUAAUUGUUCUGGAAUAAGCUUAAGAAUCUUAUAAUAAAUGCUAUAGGAUUUCGCCAAUCUUAGCCAUUACUAACAUUUUUUUCAUUUCUGUCUAGUAGUUUGUAACAGGCUUGACUUUUGAGCUAACAUUUGUCAACUAACACAUGGUUAAGGUAUACUGUUUGUUAGAUAUGUUAUACGGUAGUCUGCUUUCAUUGGUGCUUUUAUUCUCAUGGAUUAUUUUAAAUCAUGUUUGUUUUAUAGUAUUAUGUUAAACUUAUUAAUUUAUAUCUUAAUUUUAUGCCUCGAACUUUUACUAUAAAAAAUACUUUAACGAGAUUUAAAAAUGUUUUAUGUACU